Messenger RNA from Prionailurus viverrinus (fishing cat), 4703 nucleotides. RefSeq names its product von Willebrand factor A domain containing 5B2 (gene VWA5B2). Lineage: Eukaryota; Metazoa; Chordata; Mammalia; Carnivora; Felidae. The transcript is spliced from 20 exons. Bases 648 to 4427 code for a protein of 1259 amino acids. The record is from RefSeq and is a predicted model, not a curated record.
GACCAGCACCCGCAGAGCCGACGCCCCUGCGCGGACCCAGAUCGGCCGCAGCGGGAGUCUGGCGCGGGUGCCGCGCAGGGUGCCCGGACUGCGUGCGGCCCGAAGCGCGGAGGCGGACCUACCCACCGUGGUCCAGUUGUGGCGCCCAGAACUCCGCAGAGGACGCGACCGUGAGGCUGGGGCUGCCCGCGGGGAGGGGGACGACCCCUAGACCCUGCCUGCCGCAUCCCGACAGCUCGGCUGUGGGGCCGCCCACUCUAGGAUCAGUUCUGCCAGGGUGGGGAGAGGUGGGUGCCCUAGACGGAUUCCGAGCAAUCCCCCUGCCCGGACACCUCUCCCGGUCUUGCAUCCUAAAGACCCCCUCCUGGCGCUUCCCUGUCUCGUUCUUCCCACCCAACCCCCUCCACUCCGGCCUGCAGCCCCUCUCAGCGCUCCAGUCAGGUGAGGCGCUGGAGAGGGAAAGACUACGGUCCUUCUGCUCCCCCUCCCACCCCGCCCCUGCUGUCCCUCGCUGGGCUGGGGACACCCAGGAGGAUGCUGGCCCUUUAAACCCUUGCUCCUCACCCAGAGCUGCUUCUAUCUCGCCACCCGCGCCACUUCCGACAGCUGGCAGCCGCGGGGAGCCCCGGGGGGCCGGCAGGGGCGCCAUGCCCGGCCUGUACUGCCCCUCCAGCUGGACGCCGCUGCCCCUGACUGACUCCUGGGUCCGGGCCUGCGCCAACGGCCCCUGUCUCAGCCUGCGGGCCCGGCUCACCUACCACAACCCGCAGCCGCAGCCGGUGGACGGCGUGUUUGUGUACCCGUUGGCGGAGGCCGAAGUGGUCUCGGGCUUCGAGGCGGAGGCGGCGGGACGGCGCGUCUCGUUCCAGCUGCAGAGCAGGCGACGCUCACAGGCCGCUUGCUGCCGCGCGCUGGGCCCCGGGUUGGGGGCCUCCACGCCCCGCCGCUGCGCGCAGGGUCAUCUUGUGUUGGAUCUGGCCCAGGCCCGGUCCACACUGGUGCUGCCCACAGGCCUCAUCAACGCGGCCGGCACCAUGACAGUGACCCUGCGCAGCAGCCGGGAGUUGCCCUCAAGGCCUGAUGGGGUGCUGCACGUGGCUCUGCCCUCUGUGCUCACCCCACUGGCCUCACCAGGCCCACCGGGGCCCCCCAGGCCUCCGGGGCUCUGUGACGACAGCCCUACCAGCUGCUUCGGGGUGGGCAGCCCUCAGGAGGAAGGGCUGGCCUGGGAGGAGCCAGCGGCCCCUCCGGAUGUGUUCUCAGGCCCUGCCCGCUGCCCUGCCCCGUACACCUUCUCCUUCGAGAUGCUGGUCACUGGGCCAUGCCUGCUAGCAGGCCUGGAGAGCCCUUCUCAUGCUCUGCGGGCAGAUGCCCCACCUCAUGCCAGCUCCGCAGCCACCAUCUGUGUCACAUUAGCAGAGGGCCACCACUGUGACCGGUCAUUGGAGAUCCUGCUGCACCCCAGUGAGCCCCACCAGCCACACCUGAUGCUAGAGGCCGGCAGCCUGAGCUCAGCAGAAUAUGAGGCCCAGGUGAGGGCCCGCCGGGACUUCCAGAGGCUACAGAGAAGGGACAGUGAUGGGGACCGGCAGGUGUGGUUCCUGCAACGACGCUUCCACAAGGACAUCCUGUUAAACCCCGUGCUGGUGCUGAGCUUCUGCCCGGACCUGAGCUCUAAGCCUGGAAACCUGGGCACAGCCACACGGGAGCUUCUCUUCCUGCUGGAUGGCAGCAGCAUAGCGCACAAGGACCUGUUUCAUGCUGUCCUCCCUGGCCCUCCCCAGGAUGCCAUUGUUUUGGCUGUGAAGUCACUGCCACCACAAACGCUCAUCAACCUGGCCAUGUUUGGCACGUCGGUGCGGCCCCUCUUCCCAGAGAGCCGGUCUUGCAGUGAUGACACUGUGCAGCUGAUCUGUGAGAACAUUGAGACCCUGCAGGCUGAGAGUGGUCCCCCAGAUGUGCUGGCUGCACUGAACUGGGCCAUGGGGCAGCCCCAGCACAAGGCCCGCCCUCGGCAGCUCUUCCUCCUGACUGCUGCCUCGCCCGUGGCCGCUGCUACCCAUCAAACCCUGGAGCUCAUGAGGUGGCACAGGGGGGCAGCCAGGUGCUUCUCCUUUGGGCUGGGGCCUGCCUGCCACCAGCUGCUCCAGGGGCUGUCUGCCCUCAGCAGGGGCCAGGCCUACUUCCCAAGGCCUGGGGAGAGGCUGCAGCCCAUGCUGGUGCAGGCUCUCCGGAAGGCACUGGAGCCUGCUUUGAGUGACAUCUCUGUGGACUGGUUUGUGCCUGAUGCGGUGGAGGCACUGCUGACCCCCCGGGAGAUCCCAGCACUCUACCCUGGGGACCAGCUGCUCGGCUACUGCUCACUCUUCAGGGUGGAUGGCUUCCGGUCCCGUGCCCCAGGGGGCCAAGAACCCGGCUGGCAGAGCUUGGGAGGCUCCGUGUUCCCAUCCCCAGAGGAGGCACCAUCUGCCACCAGUCCUGGCACUGAGCCCACUGGCACCUCGGAGCCGUUAGGAACGGGCACUGUGUCAGCAGAGCUGUCCAGCCCGUGGGCUGCUGGGGACUCAGAGCAGACAGGUACUGAGGCUUUGACAGACCCAGUCACAGACCCUGGACCCAAUCCCUCCUCUGACACAGCCAUAUGGCGCCGCAUCUUCCAGUCAUCGUACAUCCGGGAGCAGUAUGUGCUCACUCACUGCUCUGCCAGCCCAGAGCCAGGUCCAGGCUCCACAGGCAGCAGUGAGUCCCCUGGCUCCCAGGGCCCUGGCUCUCCUGAGGGCACUGCUCCCCUGCAUCCCCCUUCUCAGCAGGGCUGCCGCAGCCUGGCCUGGGGAGAACCUGCAGGCUCCCACUCCUGCCCCCUGCCUCUACCCCCAAUGGCUCCAGUCAAGCCUGGGGCCUUGAGUGCUGAGGUGCUGGGUCGUCGACGCAGAGCAGCUCUGGCUGGCCGGAGCCUCUCAUCUCCCCCAGGCCAGGUGAACCCAGUCCCUGGCCGUCCCCGGCACCCCUCUCUGGGCAUAGCACCAGAUGGGCCAGGCCCUGAGUCAGGGCAGCAGCUGGGACAGGGCCUGGAUGACUCAGGAAAUCUGCUCUCCCCGGCCCCCAUGGACUGGGACAUGCUGAUGGAACCCCCCUUCUUAUUCACAGCUAUGCCCCACAACGGGGAAUCAGCCUCUCCAGCAGUGGAACUGCCUCCUCAGGCUCCACGCUGCCACGUGGUGAUCCGAGCCCUGUGUGGGGAGCAGCCUAUGUGCUGGGAGGUGGGUGUUGGGCUAGAGACACUAUGGGGACCUAGUGAUGGCUCACUGCCUCCGUCACCCCCUCAAAGAGAAAGUGCUUGGGACCAAGCACUCCAUCGGCUGACAGCAGCCUCCGUGGUCCGGGACAAUGAGCAGCUGGCUCUCCGUGGAGGGGCUGAGGCCAUGGCUGACCAAGGCCAUGCCCGGAGGUCCUGGCUCCGAGCCCUUCAGACGAGCAAGGUCAGCUCUGCCCCUUCCUGCUUCACCUGCCCCGUAGCUGUGGAUGCUACCACCAGGGAGGUCCUACCCUCGGCCCUGCAGGUGCGGAGCUCAGAGCUAGCUGAGCCCCUAAGCACUUCUGCCUCUCAAGGCCAACUAGAUGCAACUCCUCUGCCUACAGCUGUCCACGCUAAAGGACUUCAGGGAGGCUCUGUGGUAGGUGGCUGGAACCCAGACCAAAAUGGCAACUCCAAGUCAGUCACCAGAAGUCCUCAUCGCCUGCCCCCCCAGCCUCCCUCUAGGCUCAGCCUGGGCGGUGGGAGGGCCAGAGGCUCUGACAGCCACAGACCCUGCAGCACCAACCGGGGCCAGGCUGGCGACAGCAACAGUAAAGGCAGUGACCACGACUACUUGCCCUUGGUGCGGCUGCAGGAGGCACCUGGCUCCUUCCGCCUAGACGCACCCUUCUGUGCAGCAGUACACAUCCCUCGGGAGCGCCUGUGCCGCGCUUCGCCCUUUGCUGCGCACCGCGCCAGCCUCAGCCCCACCUCGGCCUCCUCUCCCUGGGCACUUCUGGGGCCUGGUGUUGGCCAGGGUGACAGUGCCACGGCCUCCUGCAGCCCGUCCCCCAGCUCAGGCUCUGAGGGUCCAGGCCAGGUGGACAGCGGACGGGGUUCAGACACUGAGGCCUCAGAGGGUACAGAAGGGCCCGGAGGUGCGGACCUGCGGGGCCGGACCUGGGCCACCGCCGUGGCACUCGCCUGGCUGGAGCACCGCUGCGCUGCUGCCUUCGGCGAGUGGGAACUGGCAGCAGCUAAAGCUGACUGUUGGCUACGGGCCCAGCACCUACCUGAUGGUCUUGACCUAGCUGCCCUCAAAGCUGCAGCCCGGGGUCUCUUCCUGCUGCUGCGCCACUGGGACCAGAACCUGCAGCUACACCUGCUGUGCUACAGCCCUGCAAACAUGUGAGGGCUGCCCACUGCUCUGGCUGGCGCUGCCCAACACACUCAAGUCACUGCCACCGGGGCCGGCUUCUCGGUACUGGGAGGGGCAGGCCGGUAUCCACCUGACCCCUACUGCUUCUCAUCCCCUUCCCAGAACCCCCCUGCCCUCACAGAAAGUGCCUGCCUGUGCUCUCUCCCACUCCUCCCAUCCCAUGCCUCUUCCCCUCUGAGCUCUGUGCAGUGUGGUGGAAGGGUAGAGAGCCACAGUCCCCAAAUCCUAUGCAAUAAAGUGCCUCUUAAG